UUCUCAAGAUCAAUCUCACCUUCCUUCAAACCCUCCCCCGUUGUUUAACCGUAAAAAAGCCACCGUCUUUCUCCACCCAAUGGCCGGAAGAGGCAAAACCCUAGGCUCCGGAGCCGCAAAGAAGGCCACUUCUCGCAGCAGCAAAGCCGGUCUUCAGUUUCCGGUCGGCCGUAUCGCCCGGUUCUUGAAAGCCGGUAAAUACGCCGAACGUGUCGGUGCCGGAGCUCCGGUUUACCUCGCCGCCGUUCUUGAAUACCUCGCCGCAGAAGUGCUAGAAUUGGCCGGAAAUGCUGCAAGGGAUAAUAAGAAGACACGAAUUGUACCGAGACAUAUUCAAUUGGCGGUGAGGAAUGAUGAGGAGUUGAGUAAGCUUCUUGGGGAUGUGACGAUUGCUAAUGGUGGUGUUAUGCCGAAUAUUCAUAACCUUUUGUUGCCGAAGAAGGCUGCUGGGUCUUCCAAGUCAGCUGCAGAUGAUGAGUAGAGAAAGAAGAUGUUGAAUUUGGUUGGUGUUGUGUUGUUUAGGGUUUGGGUGUGUAGUGGCUUGAGAUCUUUGUUGGUAGGGGUGAUUAGAGAUAGGGUUUCGGUUAUAUAUGUUUAUAACUUCAAAUUUAAUGAAAAAGUUGUGUUCUUGCCCCACCCUGAUUAAAGGGCUUUAUUGAAGAAAGAAUUGGUUUCAGCGGUUGAAUUUA
This is a messenger RNA of Helianthus annuus (common sunflower), 689 nucleotides long. Its product is annotated as histone H2A.6. Gene Ontology annotation, molecular function: protein heterodimerization activity; DNA binding; structural constituent of chromatin. The record is from RefSeq and is a predicted model, not a curated record. NCBI's taxonomy places the organism in Eukaryota, Viridiplantae, Streptophyta, Magnoliopsida, Asterales, Asteraceae. The transcript has 2 exons. Bases 80 to 481 code for a protein of 133 amino acids. Gene Ontology annotation, cellular component: nucleosome.